AUGGAUAGUGACUGUACUGCUUCUGUGGUGUGUGAUCGUAUGUUCAAUCCAAGGAAAAACAAACAGACUCAUAUAUUCAACCACUCUAGGAAAACCAUCACAGCGUUGGCACUCUCACCAGAUGGCAAGUACGUUGUGACGGGGGAGAGUGGUCACAUGCCAGCCGUGCGCGUCUGGGAUGUUGCCGAGAGAUCUCAAGUUGGGGAAUUUGCUGGUCACAAAUUUGGAAUAUCCUGUGUUGCUUUUUCACCGAACUUGAAGCAUGUUGUAUCAGUGGGUUCCCAGCAUGACAUGGUUGUUAAUGUGUGGGACUGGAAGACUGGUAUUCGGGCAGCCUCCAAUAAAAUCUCCUGCAAGGUGACUGCCAUCUGUUUUAAUGAGACUGGCAACUGUUUUGUAACCGUGGGAACAAGAAAUGUCCGAUUCUGGUAUACGUCUUCAAAAAAGGUACACAAGUCAAGAGAAGCAGUACCGCUGCAUGGCAGAUCUGGGAUACUGGGUGAACAGAGGAAUAAUUUCUUCUGUGAUGUGGCCUGUGGUAAAGGUUCUAAUAAAGAAAAAACAUUUUGCAUUACAACAUCUGGUUUACUUUGCGAGUUUGACGAGAAGAGACUUCUAGAUAAAUGGGUAGAACUUCGGACGCCUCAAGCUCACAGUUUGUCUGUGAGUGAGAAGUAUAUAUUUGUUGGUUGUGCUAAUGGUGUAAUAAGAAUAUUCAGUGCAGAUACGUUGCACUAUGUUUCCACUCUGCCCAAACCACAUAUCCUAGGUGUCAAUGUAGCUGCUAGUAUGGACCCAAGUCAUUUAGUGAAGCACAAUGAUAACGCCAAGUAUCCAGCCGCCGUUGCAUUGACAUUGGAUGAUAAAAACAAUAGGUUGUCGGCCGUGUACAACGAUCACAGUUUAUACGUCUGGGAUGUACGAGACAUUAAGAAGAUUGGUAAAUCGUGGUCGUUUCUAUAUCACAGUGCGCCAGUAUGGGGCAUUGACGUCUAUCCCAACAUUCCAGAUGGUAACAAGUCGUUACUUCCAGCGGGAUCCUUUAUCACAUGUUCGUCCGAUAACACCAUCCGUGUGUGGAAUAUUAAUGAACAGGCAACGUCCACGGAUGGUACUUUCAAGAGAAACAUAUUUAGCGAAUUAAGUGGACAUGAUAAUGCUAAGACUGAUGCUAUCACUGUUGAAGAUAAGAAAGGAGUGCGGUGCACAUGUGUAGAUCACAGUGGUCAGCAUAUAGCAGCUGGUGACCGGUCUGGGAAUAUCCAUAUCUACGAUUUUAAUUUUUCUGAAGAGAUCUGUCAGAUUGAGGCCCAUGAUGCCGAGGUGUUGUGUUUGACUUACUCAAAGCCAGAGACAGGGUAUGUACUAUUAGCUUCUGCCAGUAGAGACAGACUAAUUCAUGUGUUCAAUGUCAAAGAAGAUUAUAAACUUAUGCAGACGUUGGAUGACCAUUCUUCUUCUAUAACUGCAGUAAAAUUUACAGUUGCUUAUAUUCACACAAAUCCGGAUCUUCAGUUUAUUCGCACUCAUCAUUUGAAUGGGAAGACAACAUUGUAUGAUAUGUCUGUAGAUGCUACCCAGAAGUUCGUAGUUGCUGCCUGUCAGGAUAGGAACCUAAGGAUUUACAAUAUUGCCAGUGGUAAGCAAAAAAGAUGUUAUAAAGGAUCAGUAAGUGACGAUGGUACCUUGAUACGUGUAGAGUUAGACCCAGCUGGUGUCUAUGCAACAACUAGCUGUUCUGAUAAAACGAUAUGUGUCUAUGAUUUCUAUGCCGGCGAGUGUGUUGCCACCAUGCUAGGACAUUCCGAACUGGUUACUGGUAUACGAUUUACUCAUGACUCCAAGCAUCUGAUAACAGUAUCUGGGGAUGGAUGCGUAUUUGUUUGGAAGCUGCCUAUUAUGUUCACACAGCACAUGAAAGAAAGAAUGGCUGAAUUGGGAAAAGUGCAGAAGGUGGAACCAGCUUAUAAUAUGCUAAGACGUGGUACUUACACAGCAAUGCCGAAGGUGAUUCCCGGCAUGCCAGCACCAGUACCAGAUACAACUGACGGCGACAGUGUAUUGGAACAACUACUAUCGGAACCAUUUAUGUCGUCAACUGAAACUCUACUGCAAGAGGAAGGAUCAGAACAGACAAAUAAUGUAUCUGGUGAAGAAGUGCUCAGUCCCAACACCUAUAGUAGUCCAUCACAACCAAAGGGACGCUGGGCACAGAGAGUGGAUGCGAAAGGCUUUCGAUUGAAGUCAGAGUGGGAGGAUCAGAAUGCCAUUCAACUGAGCAUGGCAUCGUGUAUGGAUCGCAGGAGACUCACAGUCGAACCGGAUACCCUGUACGAACAAAAGCUUAAGAAUUCUCUGACUGGAGAUGUUUGUAAAGAGAGUGAUGUAAUAGCAGAAGAUGAUAUUGAGGACGAAGACGAAGAAUUCCUUCCUGCAGGAUUACGAUUACCUCAGUUAGAACAACAGCUUGCAGAGGAUGAGAUUGCCAGUGGUAGAGUGACCAAGUCAAGAGGCAGUGAUCCCUUUAUAUGUCCCUUUGUACGCCCUGAAACUGAUGGUUCCAACAACUCGGAGAGUCCGAGCACACCCGACCGAGAAGUUGCUGCAACGUUAGCAGGUGCGUUGAUGAACUUAGAAAACUCUGAGGAAGAUGAUGAAAAAGAUGAUGAUAAGGAAGUAAUUAUCUACCUGCCAAGCGAAGAGGAAUCUGCCAAAUCUGAAAAUGGAGAGUUCUGUGUAACUGAAAAUGUGGAGUCUAUGAAGAUGUACGCAAAAAGGUUUAAAAAGGUUCCACGCUCUUCGUCAGCUGAGAGAAAGAUGAGUUUGGAGAGUACGGAGAGUGAUAGCACAGAUAAAAUGGGUAUCAUUAGUGUUGACAAUUCUGACGAAGAUGAUGAAGAACGUCCAGACACGCCGUUUGAAGAACAAAAGGAUGAACAAACAGAUGAUGAAGAGAAAGAAAAGGUGUUCCUUAAGAACAACUAUGAGAACUUAGCGGAGGAGAAAUUUGAGACUAAUAUAGAUCAGCUCGAGGUUACUGGUAAUAGCUACAUGCAACAGUUACAGAGCGGGCGUCUCAGUAUAUCGACAAGAUUCUUAACUCGUGCACAACAAAACCAUCUCAGACGCCUAGCUGCAGCAGCACUGGAAAGAGACAAUAUAUCAUCGGAUGAAGCAAGCGAAUCAGAAGACGAUAGCUUACAGAAGAGACAACAGGAGAUGGCAAGAGCUGUGGAGGAAACACGUAGAAGAUUACAAGAGAUGGGAUAUGGUGCAGGAUCAAAGAAGAAAACUUCUCCAGAAGAGAAAAUACCUGGCACUCUAAGAAAACGCUCUGGGGGUAUAUGCAUAGUAUCCACAGAACCUGAGAUUCAAGUUCCUGCUGUGACACUGCCCCAAGAUGAUGAUUCAAUGUUGAGUGACAAUAAAGAUGAAAAUGAACUAAGCAAUGUUAAGACUCAAUCUACAGCAGGUAUCGGAGCUGCAGCUGCAGCUGCUCGAGUUGUCCCAGACACGUUGAAUUUAUCAAUAAUUAAUCAGGUUGACUCUGUGACUAAACCUGAAUCAAUGCCUACUGAAUGCAGUGCACAUAAACCAGAUGUUAAGUCUUUGCCGACAAAAAUAGCCCGGAUGUUACCAUCGCCUAGCAGCAUUGCAUCAAGACAAGCAUCAGCUGAGAUUCAUAUUAGCUCUUCCAUGCCGUCCCUGGAGACCACGCAGUCAUCACCGCCACAGCAUAUAGCGAACAAGGAAAACAUUGUGGAUAUUUCUGAUCAAUCACCCCGGAUUCAAAGGUCAAGGUCAAGAUCCGAAAGUGGCAAGAUUGGCAUGAAAGAUCUCAAAGCAGGAAAGUUUGAGAGUAAAAGUGAGACAAGCUCCCCAACCCAUACAAUGACCUUGCGUAAAAGAUCAAAAAGUCAAGAUAGCUUGGACAGAGCUGGAACCACAUCAAAUCGCAACAGAGCUGCAAGGCGAGCACGAACUGAAAGACAUCUACCACCUCUACCGAUUAGCAAAUCACAUUCAGCACCGCCAGUAGGGCACGUUGCUGUUCCAAGAACAAGAAAUUCAUUCUCUGGUGAAACUGAAAGUUCUCAGGCCAAAAGAACCCAGUCUUACGCUGCAGGAACCAAAAGCUCACUAGCCAAAAUAAACCAAGCAGACUCAGCUACCAGCUCUCCUCGAACUCUUAGAAAGAAAUCUUACCCUCUUUCUCCUGAACAUAAGGACAAUGACGAAUCUUCAAAAACCACCAAGGAUUCCAACGACAGAUUCGUAAUGCCUCCACCAUCAACAAAUGUGGUGAACAAAACGAAAACUACUAGUCGGCGAUCGUACUCUGAUCCCAAGUCACGGAAUUACAGCAAAGCGAGGCGUUUUCCUCCAAAUUCACCGAAAAAGGAUUCUCGCAGUUUAACAAUUAGUGAUCCAAGUUCAAUUUCUAAACUUCUGGAGUCUAAAGCAACUGGGGAAGGUACUGCAGUUGUCAAACCACCUAUAAACGGUACCAGAGACAAAACUCAAAAACAAACGCUUUGUCUAGCUGAGAAGAGUAAAAUAAGUGAAAAAUGUGAUGAACAUAUGCCAGUUAUUGCAGAGUCUAAACAGGAGAUUAAGUCACCUCCUCAGCAGCUUAGCGUUGAAGAUGUAACAGACAAUAUUGCACCACUCAUUUCUGUCACCACUGGUCUCAUAAUUGAAGAGAAAGCAGUGAAAUCAGUCAAACAUGAUAAGAUUAAAACAGACACCCCUAACACAGUAAAGACAGGCAUUUCUGAGAUUCAAUGUUCAAAUAAUGAACCUAAGGCCGAAGAAAAUAAAUCAGAAAUGGCAACGGCAGCACCACCACUCACAACUGAUGUCAAUUCACCAACAGAUUCUUCAGUAUCACUGAUGACAAUGGCACUGUGCACUAAAACUGCUGAAGAACUACAACAUGUAUUCAGUAAAGCUGUGCAGCUGCAUUCGCAAGUGUUAAAUGAAACUUAUCCGGAACAAGAAAAGACACAAAUGUUGUCUGCCUUGCAGUCAACGUUUACAACUAUGCAAGAGACAUUGACCAAUAUUGAGCCGACACUAACCAAUUCAACUCCAAAACAAUCACCUACCAGUUUACUCACUCAAGAUGAAGUCAGCAAAUUAAAAACUUCAAUUGCAUUAACAAACGGUAAAAGGGAAGACCCGCAAGUUGCAGAGGCAGCAAUUUCGUUACUUGACCAGUACUCAGAUAUGCUUGUUUCUCUCGUCAAACAGAAGAUUGCUGUGGACAACACUCCAACUUAAAUUCAAAGACAUAACGGAGGUCACAAUAUUUCUGCUCUGAAUUACCGUCCUGUUUAUGGUCGUUAAAUAUAUACGUUACGUAUUACAUGCAGUACGCUGGAUUAUUGUAAAAAUGUGUAUAAAGAUAGUUGGGAUUCGUGUUGGUCCGCUGUCAAGUUCAUGUGGUAUUCUCUUAAAUAUACGUUGUAUCUUAGCGGUCACAAUUCCAAAAACAAACACUGCAGAGAUAGUUUCAUGAAGUCAUGCAGAGUGUAAUACCUUACAAGUGCCGCAUGCACUCCAUAUAUGGGAAUUCUACCUCCUAAUAAGGUACAUUUUUGUAGAUUGCAAAUGACUUGUGCAAAGUUUGAUCAUAAAAAAAGAAUCGCAGAACAUGCAGGUUACAGCAUCAUAUAAAUAAUAGUGAUAAUCUAACAACAGUCUGGGUGUUUUAUGAAUGUAUAGAUAUAUAGUUAGAAAUAAUAUAAUCAAACUUAUGAAGAGCCAGCCAAUCAAGAGAUGUUGUAUAUAUCAUAUGUGGGUGUUUGUUUGUUUGUAAUUUAUGACUGUUGGUGUAUAUAUAUUUAGAUAAGCAUUGUUGAAAACAGCUGUGGAUGUAAUAUUGCCCUCUUCCUGGUACACUGUACUGCUUUUGUGGGUAGUAUUAUAAUAUUGCCAUCUUCUAUUAUAGUUUUUUUUAGGACAGUAUUGUAAUAUUGCCCUCUCCUUAGUACUGCUUGGGUAGUAUUAUAAUAUUGCCCCCUUCCUAUUGCAGCUUUUCGUUGGUAGUAUUGUAUUAUUGCCCCUUCCUAGUACAGCUUUUGUGGGUAGUAUUGUAAUAUUGCUCUCUUCCUAGUACAUUUUUUUUACUGUCAGUAUUGUAGUAUUGUCUUCUUUCUAGUAGAGCUUUUGAAGACAGUACUGUAAUAUUGCUUUUUACCUAAUGAGCUUAUGAGGACAGUAUUGUAAUAUCAACCUCCUAGUACAGCUUUUGUGGACAGUGCUGUAACAUUGCCCUCUUCUCAGUGUAGCUUUUGUGGAUAGUAUUGUAAUAUUGACCUUUUUCUUAGUACAGCUUUUGUGAAGUGUUGUAUAUUGUCCUCUUCCUAGUACAGCUUUUGUGGACAGUAUUGUAAUAUUGCCCUCUUCUCAGUACAGAUUUUAAAGACGGUAUUGUAAUAUUGCCCUCUUCUCAGUGCAGAUUUUGUGGACAGUAUUGUAUGUGUCAUAGCUAAUUGAAUCCAUUGUAACGUUUAAAUGGUGCUACAAAAAAAAAGUUUUUAUUCAUGCUACAAUCGAUCACCUUGUGAUUUCCAAAUCAUUACAAUCAUAUUGUCAAUUUCUUUAUACAGAUUUCAUUUUUAAUCACAUGGUUUAUUUUUGUACAUUUAUUCCAAUUAAGAAUGGGAUUGUUUUGUGUUUUUUUGCAUAUCUAGAGGUCCAGCUUUUUUAUUUUUGAUGAUUUUUUUUUAUCUUUGGUUUUCAAUUUGCAGUUCUAUUUUUUUUUUUUUUUAUUACAAGACACUUCAUCUUUUGACUGCAUUAAAACUAUAACUGCCAGCCACAUCAUUAACUUUAAAGGUACCCCUACCCCACCGCACCCCCUUGUUACUCUAGUUUACAUUCACUGUGUAGAAUUUGAUGGUCACCUUGACAAAUGCAUACUGCCAAUCUAGUAUGUUAUAUUGGAACCGAGAGUCAUACUUUGAAAAAAACACCAGACAUACAAACAUUUUGCAUGUAAAUUUAUGCUACUGAAAGGAAUGCCAAUUUUAUUAAAAAUAUUUAGCCAAACAUAUCUUCAUGUAUUCAGUGAAACCAUCCAGUUAUUAAAAUAAUAAAUUCUGUCCAGUAGUUUUACAUCUUUUAACAUUUAUCAGACGUGGGAGUUUUUUUACACAAAUCCGAUUACCUUAAAACCUGAUUUGUCCAAAAGUGGGUGUGGCCAUUGUACGGUAUGACCCUUUAACCUAUGCAGUUUUGUUGUAAAUAUGCUAUGCUAUACUAUGGUGCUGAAAUGUGUUUUCUUCAUUUGUUUUAUUCUCUUUAUUCAUCCAAACAUUUAAGCGGGUGGGUAUGUAUAUAAUAUAAUUCUGUUGUGAUUGAUUCACAAAGGAAAACCAUUCUAGUUAUACAUGUGAUUGCAUCUGCUGAUGUUUUCUGUGCACAAGUAAAUAUUUAUGUGGAGGAAGUUUGUACAUUUUUUUUUUUUUUGCAAAUAAAAGGAAAUCUUGU
Molecule: messenger RNA, 7497 nt
Organism: Saccoglossus kowalevskii
Lineage: Eukaryota; Metazoa; Hemichordata; Enteropneusta; Harrimaniidae
Biological process (GO): positive regulation of JNK cascade; negative regulation of canonical NF-kappaB signal transduction
Cellular component (GO): cytoplasm
Molecular function (GO): protein binding
Source: RefSeq, a predicted model, not a curated record